This is a messenger RNA of Sphaerodactylus townsendi, 712 nucleotides long. Its product is annotated as integrin alpha-M-like. Gene Ontology annotation, molecular function: integrin binding. Gene Ontology annotation, cellular component: external side of plasma membrane; integrin complex. NCBI's taxonomy places the organism in Eukaryota, Metazoa, Chordata, Lepidosauria, Squamata, Sphaerodactylidae. Gene Ontology annotation, biological process: integrin-mediated signaling pathway; cell-matrix adhesion; cell adhesion mediated by integrin. The record is from RefSeq and is a predicted model, not a curated record.
GCAGAGCUGGGAAUCAAACCCGGUUCCUCCAGAUUAGACACACGAGCUCUUAACCUCCUACGCCACUUAAGCUGCUGUUUCUUCGGGAAGGAAGUGGCCCUCUCAGCCAGACCCCGGAACUUAGCCAAGGAUGGAUGCCCUAUCGCUGUUCACCUAUUUCUCAGUGGCUGUGCUGGUGCCCUGUUGUGGAUUUAGCAUAGACACAGAACGGCCGGUCAUCUUUCAGGAAGCGGCAGAAGGCUUUGGGCAGACUGUCGUGCCUUUUGGAAGAGGAGCUGACCGGGGGGUUCUCGUCGGUGCUCCACUCCAGAGAGGGAAUGCGAACGAAAGGGGGAAAAUCUAUAAAUGCCAGCAGACCCAAAGCAAAUGCCAGGAGGUUCGCAUACAACUUCCUCGUGAUGCUGUGAACAUUUCUCUUGGUUUGUCCCUUUCCGCCUGGGAAUCCAGGUUUCUGGCGUGUGGCCCUACAGUGCACCAAACCUGCGGGAAAAACGUGUACCUGAAAAGCUAUUGCUUCCUUCUGGACCAGAACCUGAGACAGACACGGCAGUUCCCCGACGCUCUGCCAGAAUGCGCAAAACGAACCAAUGACAUCGCUCUUCUGAUAGACGGCUCAGGAAGCAUUAAGACGGGUGAAUUCAACCAGAUGAAGACGUUCAUUUCUGAAGUCAUGAGCCGCUUUCCUCAAAGCUCUGACACCGAGCCAUUUUAG